This is a messenger RNA of Haliotis rubra (blacklip abalone), 1255 nucleotides long. RefSeq names its product beta-1,3-galactosyltransferase 5-like. The record is from RefSeq and is a predicted model, not a curated record. Gene Ontology annotation, cellular component: membrane. Lineage: Eukaryota; Metazoa; Mollusca; Gastropoda; Lepetellida; Haliotidae. Bases 155 to 1252 code for a protein of 365 amino acids. Gene Ontology annotation, molecular function: hexosyltransferase activity. The transcript is spliced from 2 exons.
UUAUAGCCAGUAACAAACAGUUAAAGGAAUGUUUCCUGUUCAGAGCUGAGCGACAAUUUAACGCAAAGUUAGCCCAUAACACACACGAAGCACUUGUCGUGGUAAGCUGGUUGUCAACCCGGGGUGUGAACUUGAACACGUGGCGUAUAUACAGAUGGAUUUUCGUUUGAGACGCCACCAGUCCUGGGGUAAUGAAGUGAUAAGGAGACGAAGAGCGUUGUUUGUGAUGGCAACAACUGUCAUCUGCUGCAUCACCUACGUCAGAUUCACCCGCGUGUGGUGCUGUCAGAUCUACAGACAUUCUAGUCACCAUGGUAACACACAAACGAAGACUGAUGAGUCUGGCGUAAGUGGACAAGAACUGACGGACGCUAAACUGGAGGCGUUUGUUCGUUCCGGGCAGGUGAUGAAAGAGUAUCAGUUCGUGGUCAAUUCCGAGGUGUGUUCAAGGUCUGGUGUCUCCCAGCCCGUGUACUUGGUAGCCAUAGUUCCAUCUAAACCGUCCAACUUCCAUGAACGCCAAGCAAUACGGCAGACGUGGGGGUCACAGUUCAACAAAAACGAGAAACUGAAACUGAUUUUUCUGUCAGGGCUGGCGGAUGAGGUAACAAACAUGAAACUUUCCAGUGAGCGAGAUACUUUUUCCGAUGUUGUACAAGCAGAUUUCAUCGACUCCUACAAAAAUCUUACACGUAAAACGACCGCCAUGCUGCAGUGGUCAAAACAGUUCUGUCCACAGGCUCGGUACGUGAUGAAAAUUGACGAUGACGUGUUUCUUGAGUCUGCCAAUUUGAUUCGGAUGCUACAGUUAAUGGAAGGUGAAGCACGUGCGAUAAUUGGCUACACCACAGAUACCCGCGAGGCACCAAUCAGAGACAGUUCCAGCAAGUGGCACUUAUCUUAUGAAGAGUAUCCAUUUGAACGCUUCCCAAGGUUCGUUCAUGGACCAUCGUAUGUGAUCUCGGGCGAUCUGGUGACUGAUCUGAACGAGAUUUCCCGUCACGUUACGCGCAUAUAUUUAGAGGACGUAUACGUCACGGGUUUAUGUGCACACAUUGCGAGCGCUACCAUCGUUGGGACAUCUGGUUUAAAUACUGGGCUCAUGUAUUCGCCUGUGUGGUAUAUGAGCGAGUUGGCGGGGACGUCCCACGGGUUCACGCCGCUCACGAUGAGGAGGUUGUGGCGUGUGCUGCAGGCGUGGAGCAGCUGGCGACCUGUUUUCAGAUAUAUAGGCUCCGUUGUCGGCUACUGAAGG